AUGGCUCGAUUCCGGAGUGCCCGCAACGGCAGCUACUGCCAACUCACCUACCCGGUCACCUCCAAACCUAAGAAGAGGGACCUCAUUGAGCAGCUGAAACGGCAUGGCUAUCGUGCGAAGACACGUCUGACGCACGCACAGCUCCUCGAGCUCGUUCAUGCGAACGUCCACGAAUACAUAGAAUUCCGCAAAAUACGCCUCUCAAAGCUCGAGCGGUUUGCGCAUGCCCGAGGCCUGGAGCUACCUGAGGAGGCCACCAAGGAUGCACUUGUUCCUGUUCUCAUAAAGGCAGACAACGAGCGGCAGUUCUCCAAGAUCUUCGACCUCCCACCGGAGCUCCGCGUCCUCAUCGAGGAGUUCCACCUGAGUGAUUUCGCCCGAAGGUGGGGCCUCCUCUGUCUGAACCAGCCUCCACUCGCGCGCACUUGCCGACUUCUUCGGAACGACGUUCUGCCACUCUUUUACAGCCAUUGUAAAUUCAUCAUCUCAUUCGACAUCGAGAGAGCUCCCGCGUGUGUGCCUGGGGAUGAGGACACACCAGGAGAGCUGGUCUUGACCCAGGCGACACAGAAAUUUGGAGAGCAUCCCGACUCCGUACAUCAAGAAUCUUUGUGCCCUCGAGGUUGA
Molecule: messenger RNA, 627 nt
Organism: Saxophila tyrrhenica
Lineage: Eukaryota; Fungi; Ascomycota; Dothideomycetes; Mycosphaerellales; Extremaceae
Exons: 2
Coding region: 1-627 (208 amino acids)
Source: RefSeq, a predicted model, not a curated record